ACCGCCAUGAAGAAAGAAGGGGGUGCCGCCCAACUCUGCUCCGACAGGCUCCCCGAGUCCCAGCAGCAAGACGGCAACCACGCACCCAACUUCUCCAGCCACAGCUCAUGCCGCCGUCGCCAGCGGCGCCGACAUGACAAGGCGCUGCAUACUCGCUAGGCCAGGUUUCCCCUCAUCCCCAGCCCCGGGGUCGUCGCCCCCGCGCUGCCAUCUGAGACCCGGUAGUACCGCCCCUGCUGCAGCGGGAAAGAGAACAAAGAGUCCUGGGGACAGGUACCGUGCAGAGGGCUGGAGAAGGGGCCGGGUCGCGGGGGCAAGGGUAUGAGGGAGGACUGCGGACGCCCGCUCUUUCAGUUCCCGCCAUCCUCCGCGAGCUUCGGGCCUCGGCGUUCCGCGGCCAGGCAAACCCCUGCCCCGCCUCCGCGCGGGGGCUUCUGGGACUUCGAGUUUUCUUUUCUGUAGUUGGGAUGCAGGUCUUCGUCCAGUGACCAUAUCCUGGAUGGCUACGGAGAACCCACCUUAGGUAGAACGUGAUUUUUGUCCUUUACGAUAGCUGGACCCGGGGCCCUAACUGCUUUGUGCAUAUUUAGUAGGGGUGGGUUUUUUUGUAUGUUGUCACUUCUACUGAUCGUAGUAGCUUAACAGUAUAAACUUCUAAGUCGUGGGUGACAUUAUGUACGAUGGACGAGGGGAACCCCUUCCACGAAUUACUUUAUAGCCCAGUAUACACGAUCAUUCAUACUUAACAAGAGCGUACAGAUCUGGAAUGUGAUGUUUUUUCCUUCAGUAACUUUUCGCUGCUCCAAGAGGCUAGGUUCCUUGCGAAGAUUUUGUGGGAGUUCUGUAAUGAGAUGGGGAGUUUUAUCAAAUGACAUCCUCUGACAAUAAAACAUAUUUAAAUUCUCUA
Hyaena hyaena (striped hyena) is the source of this 907-nucleotide messenger RNA. RefSeq names its product SMC5-SMC6 complex localization factor protein 2-like. NCBI's taxonomy places the organism in Eukaryota, Metazoa, Chordata, Mammalia, Carnivora, Hyaenidae. Bases 134 to 325 code for a protein of 63 amino acids. The transcript has a single exon. The record is from RefSeq and is a predicted model, not a curated record.